Parnassius mnemosyne (clouded apollo) is the source of this 813-nucleotide messenger RNA. The record is from the annotation of a GenBank genome assembly. NCBI's taxonomy places the organism in Eukaryota, Metazoa, Arthropoda, Insecta, Lepidoptera, Papilionidae.
AUGAAACUCUUAGCCACAAUCUUCCUCGUCAUCGCUUCCACUACAGCAGACAAACGAUGCCACGGUAUCUACUUCAACGGUAAAUACUACAACAUCGAUAUAAUCAAAGAAGGCGUUAAUAGAUUAGACAGUUUGAUACUAAACAGAAAUGACAACACAUUGUAUUUCACAUUUGAGCAAAUAGACAUAAUUCCUAACAGACUUGUUGGCUACAUGAACAUGGAGACAAAAGAAACUAAAGUAAUCGAUGGCAUCCAAAACGCCAGCUCUGUUGCUAUCGAUCAAAAAUUUAACAGAGUGUACGUCGGGAGUCGACACGGUCUAUAUAAAAUUAACGAUUUCAAACAAGCAGAAAGAUUGCCAAUUCAAGAUGACGUCAGAAGUGUGUUUUUCAAAGAUGUUUUGUACUUCGUCAACACGAAAGGAGAGGUUUAUAGAUUUGUAGAUGGAUUUGGAGCUAUUGUUAGAGAAUUACACGGGGUUGCUGUCGACGAUUUAAUCAUUGACAACGAUUACAAUAUGCUAUUUGUAAGUGAUAAGGCACUGUUUCGUAUCAAACUCGGCACAAGAGCAGUUAACAUACACGAAAAAAUUACAGUGGAUGUUUUGUCAACAGAUAUAUAUUCCAAGGCUUAUGUAUGUGCUACUAAUGGAGUAUAUAUUUAUAAUAAAUAUAAGUACGCGUUAGAUAAAGUUGCUGUUAUUGGAAAUUUAAGAGGGCUAACUUUCAAUAGAGCGAAUGAACCAAUAUACGCGGUAGGAGACUUGAUAAUCAAACUCAGUGAAAACGAAGUGCCUUGUUUUGAAAAUUAA